UCUCCCUCUCUCUAUCUCUCUCUCCCUCCCUCCUCACUCUGGGAGAACUCAAUGAUGCCAUCCACCAAGUCACCUACAACCAAAGGAUUCCGCAGGACAGUGUCUGAACUGGAUUCCAAGCAAGCAGAGGCUGUGACGUCCCCCCGGUUUAUUGGACGCAGACAGUCGUUGAUUGAAGAUGCCCGUAAGGACCGGGAAGCGGCUGUGGCAGCCGCGGAGGCAGGCGACGCCGGGGACCAGCUGGUGUUCGAGGAGGAGGACGGUAGAGCUAUCGUCAACCUGUUCUUCACGCUCUGCAAUGCCAAAAACUCAUCCCUGUCCCGCACCCUCAAAGUCUUCGAGACCUUCGAGGCCAAGAUGCACCACAUUGAAACCAGACCCUCGCGGAAACACAAAGAUAACCUGGAAGUGUUAGAGUUCUUCAUCCGCUGCGAAACAAACAGUUCUGAUCUCAGCACCUUGGUGAGCUCUCUGAGAAGAGUGGCCGGGGAAGUGAAGACAACUAAAGAACAGAAGUUUCAUUGGUUUCCAAAGAAGAUUUCCGACUUGGAUAGAUGCCACCAGCUAGUUACCAAAUACGACCCAGAUCUGGAUCUUGACCAUCCGGGUUUCGCUGACACUGAAUACAGGGAGCGUCGAAGACAAAUUUCAGAAAUUGCAUUGACCUACCGAUAUGGUCAGCCAAUCCCCAGAGUGGAAUAUACGGCAGAGGAGAUCGGCACCUGGAGAGAAGUGUACACAACUCUGAAGAGCCUGUACCCGACCCAUGCCUGCAGUGAACACGUGGAGGCCUUCAGGCUGCUGGAGAGACACUGUGGCUACAGCGAGAACACCAUCCCCCAGCUACAGGCUAUCUCCUCCUUCCUGAAAGAACAUUCCGGGUUCCAGCUGUGGCCGGUGGCCGGGCUCCUAUCGGCUCGGGAUUUCCUCGCCAGCCUGGCGUUCCGGGUUUUCCAAUGCACGCAGUACGUCCGACAUGCUUCCGCCCCGAUGCACUCUCCAGAACCGGAUUGUUGCCACGAGCUGCUCGGACACGUGCCCAUUCUGGCUGACAGAACUUUCGCACAAUUCUCCCAGAACAUUGGACUUGCCUCCUUAGGCGCCACGGACGAGGAAAUUGAAAAGCUUUCUACACUGUAUUGGUUUACUGUGGAGUUUGGUCUCUGCAAGCAAAAUGGAACAGUGAAAGCAUAUGGGGCUGGACUUCUGUCCUCCUAUGGAGAGCUGAUUCACGCUCUCUCUGACGAGCCGGAGUUACGGGAGUUUGAGCCGGAUGUGGCAGCUGUGCAGCCGUACCAGGACCAGACCUACCAGCCCGUGUACUUUGUGUCAGAGAGUUUCAACAACGCCAAGGAGAAGCUCAGGACAUACGCAGCAAGCAUUAAGCGACCAUUCUCAGUGAAGUACGACCCCUACACCCACAGCAUAGAGGUGCUGGACAACCCGCAGAAAAUCAGGCAGUCGCUGGACACCCUGAAAGACGACCUGAAGAUCCUGACCGAUGCGCUGGACAUAAUAUCCUAAUGUCCGGCUUGGCGCAGAUCCCGGCCUGUCUCCCUGUCUGCCCGGCCUGUCUCCCUCUCCAAUCCAGCCUGUCUUUCUGUCCGUUUAUUCCUUCGCUCUGUCCAUCUCAUGUUGCCAGCUUUGCCAAUCAACCUGGGAGGAAUGGGAGAUUUUGAGUGAGUGAGUGUGUGUGUGUGAGUCUAUGAUAGUGUG
Messenger RNA from Callorhinchus milii (elephant shark), 1716 nucleotides. RefSeq names its product tyrosine hydroxylase (gene th). The coding region runs from base 52 to 1524 and encodes 490 amino acids. The record is from RefSeq and is a predicted model, not a curated record. The transcript is spliced from 13 exons. Gene Ontology annotation, molecular function: iron ion binding; tyrosine 3-monooxygenase activity. Gene Ontology annotation, cellular component: axon; cytoplasm; perikaryon. Gene Ontology annotation, biological process: dopamine biosynthetic process from tyrosine. Lineage: Eukaryota; Metazoa; Chordata; Chondrichthyes; Chimaeriformes; Callorhinchidae.